This is a messenger RNA of Trachymyrmex cornetzi, 4822 nucleotides long. RefSeq names its product insulin receptor substrate 1 chico (gene chico). Lineage: Eukaryota; Metazoa; Arthropoda; Insecta; Hymenoptera; Formicidae. Bases 199 to 4077 code for a protein of 1292 amino acids. Gene Ontology annotation, biological process: insulin receptor signaling pathway. Gene Ontology annotation, cellular component: cytosol; plasma membrane. Gene Ontology annotation, molecular function: insulin receptor binding; phosphatidylinositol 3-kinase binding. The transcript is spliced from 10 exons. The record is from RefSeq and is a predicted model, not a curated record.
GUUUUUUCGGGCACAAUGAAAUGAACUUUUGCGCCGUUGUGCGUCACGCGGUUUUUCGGUGAAGACGAGACGCACCGCGCGCACGUGUGACGACGUGCUCUCUCGGCACGUUCCGCGAAACGCAUGCUCGAGGAGAAAGGAACAGGCAGCGGGAACUGGGAAGCGAGCGGGGACGAUAAUAGCCGGGAUACCAUGUGAAUGAUACGUAGAACGCGAAGGGCCGAAACGCUUGUACCCGCGUACUCGAGGGAUUCGUUGGUAAUCACUAAUCGUGCGACAACGACGAAGACGACGACGACGACGAUCUUCUCGAUCGUCAUCCCGACGAUGUCCUCGGGCAGGGGCCCGGCGUCGCCCUCGGGCGGGCCCGUGAUCCGCUCCGGCCACCUGAAGAAGCUCAAGACGAUGAAGAAGAAGUACUUUGUGCUGCGCGGCGAGGGACCCGGCUGCCUCGCCUGCCUCGAGUAUUACGACAGCAAGAAGAAAUUCGAGAACAGGCAACCGCCGAAGCGCAGCAUACUGCUGCACAGCUGCUUCAACAUCAAUAAGCGCGGCGACACCAAGCACAAGCACGUGAUCGCGCUCUACACCAAGGACGAGUGCUUCUGCCUGAUCCUCGACAGCGAGAAGGAGCUGGACGAGUGGCUCAAGGCGAUGCUCAGGCUACAGAGCGGGGACGUGCCCGAUGGGGAACAGCCGCGGCCUACAUUCGAACACGUGUGGCAAGUUACAAUGCAAAAAAGAGGUCUAGGUGCACGAAAGAACAUUCACGGACCCUACAGAUUAUGCCUCACCGAUCAAACUUUAAGUUUAGUUAAGAUUGGGGCACAGGAUAACUCUGAUUCUAUCGAGAUUUCUUUAAAUUAUAUUAGACGAUGUGGAUUUGCGAAUGAUAUAUUCUACAUAGAGGUUGGACGAUCCGCCGUAACCGGAGAUGGCGAAUUUUGGAUGGCAGUCGAAGAUAACAAUAUCGCGCUCAAUAUGUACGAUGUAAUAACGACUGCAAUGAGGAAUUCGAAAAGUAACAAAGACGAAGUUGGGCCUCGCCAGAGAACGCGUAGUUCCUCCGCCAACGAAGCCAGCAAACCUAUAUCCGUUCUUCAAAGACGGCAUACGGGUCAAAAGCUUCAUGGCUUUUCGCCCCUGGAGGAACAGAAGAUAUACAAGGAGCAAGUGGAACCACUGCAAGAGCAGACUGCUACUUCCUCUGUUCUCACACAGUGUAGUCAAUCUCGGAAUACCUCCUCCACCAAUACAGUCACGGCCGUUGCUGGUACCGGGGCUUGGACUACUGGGAUUGCCACGACUAAUGCCAACAGUGCCGGUACCGCUAGACGUCGUCAUUCGGUAGCGAGUCAUCCUCAUUCCGUCAAUAAUUCCCAAUCCGUUCACAAUGUCACAACAGCAACAAAUGCAACUAUGACUACCACUACUGUCACUACCACUACCAUCACUGCAACCACCACUACCAUCACCACCACCAUUACUGCGACCGUCACCGCGACGAUCACUACAACCACAACCGCGACAAUAUCCCAUCAGAGAACCUUGUCGCUGCCCUUAGCUGCCGUUAUUAUCAAUCAAACGCAACCAUCUAAAAGAUCCGUUUUACGGUGUGCUACCGGGCGCGAUCGAUGCGACAGUUUGCCGUCGAGAGCUCGUACUACCAGUGAGGGACAACCGACUACGGUUGUGUUAAGCCAUCCUAGAGGAGCCCAUAUUAUGUCGCAUGUACCGCGACCGCAUUCCAUGUGUGGCCGAGGCCUCUCAUAUUCUCCACCAAUCGCGUCAAUGCCUAUUAGUCCAUCUUCCGACGUCUGUUCGUCGGAUUCGGCCGGAUCAUCACCCUCGAUGGAUGAUUGUGGUGAGAAUAUUUUGGAAGAAAGCACUGUUUCGAGGUACGGGCAUUCCUUGACACCUGACGAGCCUGUAAUCUUAGACAAGAAAGGUGACGACUAUGCCCUGUGGUCGACGUCGCAUCCACAUUUGAAAUACUCGCCAAACUUUAAAUCUCAUUCGCCCUCUCAGAGUUCCUACCAGAGUGAAAUGUACAGCCCCUGUGGAUCGAGUCCAGGUCGUGGAGGCAUAUACAUGCCCAUGAGCCCGGCAACAACGGCCCAUUCGCAUUCCCGUGGAUCAUCCCUUGUGGAGGAAAGCAACGUGGAUGGCUACGUACCGAUGGCACCAGUUGGAGAUGACGGUUACGUCGAUAUGGAUCCUGUAAAUAGUCACAACGGUCACUUUCCGGACGAUAUGUCGCAGAACGAUGGCAGUAGCUGUUCUGUUACGUCUGGCACACCUAGUACGGAUCUGCGGUUUUCUGAGUAUCAUUUGGACAAGGUAACCAGCUUUUUAACACCCGGGGAAGAUCUGCAAGCCAGACCAACCAGAGCUUACUCCGUUGGAUCGAGACCGGAACAAGCCAACAGACAUCGUAAAAACAGGUUGGACAUUACUCCGCAAGACGCCAACAGAGUACGAGCAUUUUCCGUAGGUAGUCGGUCUAAGAGGCCUGAGAUCGGAAGGCUAGCCAAUGUAAUUACUGCACCAUUACCAGCUGGUUCGGAAACCUCGAAUUCGAAGUCGAGUUCCGCGCCGUUGCUGUCGAGCUCUUGGGGACACAAUUCGGGUUGCUCCGGAGCGUCCGAUCGCAUGGAGGAUCUCAUGGAGUUGGAUUUCACGAGGCCCAGUAUUCCAACCGCUCUCUCUUCGCCUCCGACAUCAUGUUCCCAACCUCAGUCGCAACCGCAACUGUACUCUACUUAUUCUACUGCCACCGACACUAGUUCCUACGUCGACAUGUCGCCCGGACAAGCUCCCAUAUCGACUACUGCCCCAUAUGUCGAUAUGAGUGGCAUAAAUAAGAUCAAUCGCAAUAACAAUAAUAAUAUAAUCACUGCCAACCACAAUCAUAGCCACAUGCAUAUAUCAUCGCUAACUUUCGCUCAUAAACCUGUAAUAACAACUUUAAAGCCGGUAGAAGAAGCGGAGGGACCUUAUAUGAAAAUGGACGGUACGAUAGAAAUAGAUUGGACGCAUUCGGAAGCGAGUCCGAAACAAUUGUCAUCGCCUAUUCAAGAGGAUACCUAUCAAACAAAUGGGCCACCAGGUAGCACAAGAACAGCACCUGUAGAUCUUCCGCAACCAAGGCGUCCUCCGGAGGGCUACGUCGAGAUGUCUUUUAAAGCGCGGCCGAGUUUAGAACAAGACUACAUAAAUAUGAGUAUGGGUGGGAACAAUCGAAACAAUCGUAAAACACGAACGGGCAAUCGCAAGGAAAAAUCGCGAUCGCAACCAAUCGCGAUUCAGGCUGGCAGUAAGCCAUCUAAAACUCCAAAUUUUCUACCUUUGAACGGAAGUCCGACAUCCGAGAGUUUAGCGAGCACGCCCGCCUCUCCGCCGCGAGCAACACCAACGGGUUCAUCGGCUACGAUUUUCCCCUUUUCUCUGAACAGUCCUCAGUCACCUGUAAAACCUUUCACGAAAAAAAACGAUGAGUUUCCCACGACAGAAGGAGAAAGUUUUUCUAACCAAAAUAAAAACAAUGAAUACGCGGUGAUGGAACCCGCAAAUACGGUUUACACGUCGUGUUCUACCCCAUUGACGGAGACGAUAUCCUCGUCGAAGGCGAAUAGCGAGAAGCCACCUAGUCCUGUAGAGAAGAAUGUUCGAGCUAUAUUAAAGUCUUCGUCAUCGCAAGAACACGGUAAGCCCAUUAACGUAAUAACGAAAAAACUGUCGGAUUUAACGGUGUCGAAACCGCGUCUCGUUACGGCCUCGCCGAACACCAGUCCUACCCUUACGGGUUUCAAGCCGUCGACCGCGCAACAGCCGAAGCCAUCUUCGCCAAAAUUCAUCGACGAGACUCCCACGCCUACGCCCACAUCUACACCCACGCCCACGCCAAGUCCGUUGGACAGCGAGGGCUACGAGAAGCUUCAACCGGGCUCGACAAUACUGCAUUACGCUAGUCUCGAUCUGCCGGAGGUCGAUAAUCCAGCGCCCGUGUCGCCGGCGUCCACGCAGGAGAAUUUCACCUACGCCGAGAUCGACUUCGCGAAACUCAAGCAGACCUAAAAUAUGCGCUAUCCUGAAUGCGUAUAUUUUGCCGCCCCCGUGUCGCGUACAAGUUGUGCGUGACGGGGUGGUUUGGCUGACGCCUCUUGUGUUCCCCACGAUAGCAACGAGUAGGCAGGGUAUAAUCGAUCGUUCUGACAUUGGCUCUGCUGGUCUAACGAACAAGGCGCCGGGUAGGAAACUGUAUAUAUAAUUCAUUUCUUUUUCUCUCCAGCCUAGUGGCAUUAUACCGCUCGCCGAUCUUUCUCAUGUAAUAGAUUGGCAGCCUAUUUUAAAUUGUUUGAGAAAUAAGCAUCGUUGGUACCUAUAGUUCUGGUUGUACUGCAUUAAUAUCGUAUUUUAUCGGAAUGAUGUGAAAUUUUUUAAUAUAGGCGAAAUACACUUUUUUCUCGCUGAUUCCGAAGAGAGUCCUCAAAUCUGUCCACAUGUAUGCUAUUUCUAAUAUUAAACGAUCGGUAAUUUAACGGAAAAGAGCAAACUACGAAAACGUUAUCUUUUAUUUUUAGUUAAAAUAAUGUAUUUGUGUAAUUGGGAUUAGUAGAAGGAAUUUUUUUGAUAUUAGAAUAUCAUCUAGUUAAAUGAGAGUCGCUUGUAAAAAUGUAUAAAUCUUUUAAAUUUUAAUUUUGUUAGUGGAUUUGCGUGUUAUCUCUAUCAAAAUUUGUUUUGUUUUGUAUUAUAUUUCCAGAUGCUGACAAGCCAAAUAUGUAUAAGUCAAUUCUUUUGAGAUAUAUAUAGAUAUAUACAC